GCGGCGGCGGCGGCGGCGAGCCGGCAGGCGGGCGGGCGGGCGAGCACCCUGGCCGGCGGGGCCCGCAGCGCGCCCCGCGUCCCAUGGAUAUAGCAACAGGUCCCGAAUCGCUGGAGAGGUGCUUCCCCCGCGGGCAGACGGACUGCGCUAAGAUGUUGGACGGCAUCAAGAUGGAGGAGCACGCCCUGCGCCCCGGGCCCGCCACUCUGGGGGUGCUGCUGGGCUCCGACUGCCCGCAUCCCGCCGUCUGCGAGGGCUGCCAGCGGCCCAUCUCCGACCGCUUCCUGAUGCGAGUCAACGAGUCGUCCUGGCACGAGGAGUGUUUGCAGUGCGCGGCGUGUCAGCAAGCCCUCACCACCAGCUGCUACUUCCGGGAUCGGAAACUGUACUGCAAACAAGACUACCAACAGCUCUUCGCGGCCAAGUGCAGCGGCUGCAUGGAGAAGAUCGCCCCCACUGAGUUUGUGAUGCGGGCGCUGGAGUGCGUGUACCACCUGGGCUGCUUCUGCUGCUGCGUGUGUGAGCGGCAGCUACGGAAGGGCGACGAGUUUGUGCUCAAGGAGGGCCAGCUACUGUGCAAGGGUGACUACGAGAAGGAGAAGGACCUGCUCAGCUCCGUGAGCCCCGACGAGUCCGACUCCGUGAAGAGCGAGGACGAAGAUGGGGACAUGAAGCCGGCCAAGGGACAGGGCAGCCAGAGUAAGGGCAGUGGGGACGACGGGAAGGACCCGCGGAGGCCCAAACGACCCCGGACCAUCCUCACGACGCAGCAGCGAAGAGCCUUCAAGGCCUCCUUCGAGGUCUCCUCCAAGCCCUGCCGGAAGGUCCGAGAGACGCUGGCGGCAGAGACAGGCCUCAGCGUGCGUGUGGUCCAGGUCUGGUUUCAGAACCAAAGAGCAAAGAUGAAGAAGCUGGCACGGCGGCACCAGCAGCAACAGGAGCAGCAGAACUCGCAGCGGCUGGGCCAGGAGGUCCUGUCGAGUCGCAUGGAGGGCAUGAUGGCCUCCUACACGCCGCUGGCCCCGCCGCAGCAGCAGAUCGUGGCCAUGGAGCAGAGCCCCUACGGCAGCAGUGACCCUUUCCAGCAGGGCCUCACGCCGCCCCAAAUGCCAGGUGACCACAUGAACCCCUAUGGGAACGACUCCAUCUUCCACGACAUCGACAGUGAUACCUCCUUAACCAGCCUCAGCGACUGCUUCCUCGGCUCCUCGGAUGUGGGCUCCCUGCAGGCCCGCGUGGGGAACCCCAUCGACAGGCUCUACUCCAUGCAGAGUUCCUACUUCGCCUCCUGAGAGCCAGCCGGGCCGCACGGACGCUUGGGCGAGGGCCCUGGGGUGGGACUGCAGGCCGCAGAGGCUGCCUCGCCACCCGCACAGACUCUACAGACAGCCAUACGGUGCCCUCCCCUCAGCCAACUGGGCCUGGCUAAAGUGCCCACUGGGCACAGCCAGACAGGCAGACGGGCACAGCCUGGGCAGGGGCUGUGUCCUGCCCACAGAGACUGUCACCCCCAGGGACCCAGAGCUCUCGGACAGCCACUCAUCUCCCAGCCCCACCUCGGCCUCCAUCACCUCCUUCCCCCUCCCCACCUCUUUUAUGGGAAGCUUAAAUUCUCUCUAUUUUUUUAAAUGUCCUCUCUCUGUCCAGGCCACCUCCAUGGCAUGGGCCUAGGUCGAGGCAGGGCCCCCGUGCAUGCCCCCAGACGAUGGUGUGAGAAGCGUGUGUACCUGUGCCCUGCACUGUGCCCACCUCCCCCGCCUCUGAGGGCAGGCCUGCCAGCCUAGGAUCACCCCUUGCAGCUGGAGCCUGGAACAGGAGUAGGGAAAAGUCUGGCAGGUGGGCCAAGCCCACCACAGCUCUGCCCUGAGGGGGAAUCAUGGGGGGACCAGGGACGGGUAGGUUGAGCCCAGGCUGACUCAAAGGGAUGGAGACAUACAUGCAAAUGCACAUACUUAAAGGCACACCCAUGUGGAAACACACACAGAUAUAUGGACAUGCUGAAAGAGACAGACAGGCCUCUGCGGGUCAGCCCUGCCCUGUCAGGAAGGGGGAAGAGGCCAGACAGGGGCAGGGAGUCCGAUAGCAAUAGGAGGGGAGGGAGGAAGCGAGGAGGUUAAGGUGAGCUUGAAGCACGUGGACACAGAUGUAUCUUAGCCUCUGCCCAGAUGGGGGCUGCCUGGGCAGAGACAGAGGCCGCAGAACCAGGUAGGAUCAGACUAAAUGGCAGAACCUCCAGGCGGAAAAGCAUCUCAAAAGUCACCCACUUGGCACUCCAUAGGAUGUUUGGUUCCUGCCCAAGCCACUUCUGCCUCUCCUCGCAUACCUCCAGUGACUUCAUCGGGCCCCAAGUCAGCUGCCUUUUCUGCUGAUUUCACCUCUGCCCUAUUCAGCCCUGAGUCCUCGCUUCUCAAAGCCAGGCUUUUCCAGCUGCUCCAGCUCUUCCUUUUAAACUGUACCGCCCAGCCUGGCUCCAGCUUUCCCUUUAAAGGUAUGGAACAGAUAGAUCCCAGUCUUCCCACUGUCAUCAGCCAGCCAAAGUGAGCAGGUCAAUCAUCUCCCCCACUUUAGGCACCCUGCCUCUGUUAAUGUGGCCUGAGAUCCAGUGAAUGGUUUAGGGCACAUAACCUUGGAAACUCACCCUGCCCUUUUGUAACCAGAGCCCCUGACCCUGACACAUGUGUGACAGCUAAGCCACAACUCUCUUCUGUGUGUGUGUGGAGGGGGCACUUAUUGGUCCCUGGAGAUCCAGUGAAGGACCUUGACUUUUUUCUUGUUACGUUUCCUCUUAUUUGAUUCAGUCCAGCCUGUGGAGUUUCUCUGCACCCCAACUCUGUGACCACUGGUUUGUUCUCUCUCCUCAGCACAUCUGCCGAUGUAAGGAGUCGGCCCUGUGUGUCUCACCCAAGGCAUGUGGACCAUUUUGUCAAACGCCCUGCUAGGAGCCAGAUACUGUAUCAACCUCUGCCCCCAAUCUACCCAACUCUAACCCUGUCAAAAGAGGAAGUGAGGCCAGGCUGAUGGGCCCUGUUCUCAGUGACCCCUUGCUGGCCCCUGGAGGCCACUGUGUCCUCAGCCAGUGCUCAUGGCUCUGCUUUCCAUUCUAACACUGAGCCCUAGGCUGCAGAAGUCUGCCUGGUCCAGCCUUUGAGCUGAUGGGAUGAUGGGUGUCUCUCCACCCGUCUGGAGAAGGGCCCCUCUGUCUGGCCCUUCCUGGGAUCCUCGAAGUUCACCAACAUCCUCUGUGGUUUUGCUUCUCUGUCCCCUGGGGAGACCUCAGUCCCUCCAGAGCGUCCUAAGCCAACCUCCCCGCCCCUCCUGGGCUUCUGCACUCACGUCUUGCCACGCUCUUCACCAUGGCGGAGCUGUCAGAGCGGAGAUGCGGCUCAGAGUCAGCCCUCAGGCCCAAGCAGCCAGCCUGGCCCUUCUGGGCUCUUCUUGUUCUACACAGAACUUCCACAGGGUCUUAGUUGAUGUCCUGAGUCCUUCUGCAGCCUCAGCCCACCUAGGUCCUGUGCCAUCUCUUGGUCCUGGGUCACCACUGGUCCCUUAGGCAGCCACUCUGGUUUCUUGAGAGAUAGUCCCCUUUCUCCUCAUGCCCACACAGUCGAAUCAUGCCAGGGGCACUUGGGGCAGGUCCAGGGGUAGAUGUUCUCCCCCACCAGUGGGCCUGGCCCUUCUCUCCCAGACUCUUUAAGUUGGAAGGAACCUCAGGAAUGGGUCAAUUAGUCCACCCCUUAUUCUGCAGCUGGGAAAUGUGGGCCAGGAGAGGGGCAGGGACAAGGCCUCUCUCAACUAGUCAGGGACAGAGCUGGAGCAGAGAAUAGGGACACCACGCCAGCUCCUCAUCCCCUGUGUCUGGUGAACGACCUCCAGGUCGGGGGGCAUGACUCGUCUUGGUAAAAUUGCCAUUCUGGGGCCUCAUAAACCCCAACUCCAGCCUGGGCUCUGCCUCUGCCAUUACACUGCUCCCUGCCAGGAGCUGGUACAGGACACCCACGCUGAUAACCCACAGAUUGUCAAAGCAAGAGGGACCUCAGCCCCUCGUGCCAAAGAUGCCCCAUCAGCUAGUUUAGGUAGCACCUUCACUGUACUGCAGCUCACUGCCCCCAGGCUCUGAGGCCCACUCUGUCCAGCCCUGGACUAGGUGUGGGGACACAGAUGCACAAGAUGUAGGCCCCCUCCGCCUUGAGGGGCUCUCUCCUAGGAGGAGAGGCAUACACAUUCCACCCCAAGCCUGUCUGGACAUUGUUGGGGACCCAUUUCUCAGAUGAGGAACCUGAGGCUCAGAGAAGGUCACCCAGCAGAAGCACGCAGAACCAAGCAGGCUUGCUGGGGUCUGGGGCUAGCUGAGAUGGCCAGGCUCUUCCCACUUCGUGUAGGAAGUGCAGCCUUGACAUGAGGUGGGGGGCGUGAGUAGCCAGGACCACCCCCGCCCCUGCCGUGAUAUGGGAUCACCAUCACAUGGUGCCUGGGUGGGAAGCCCAAGGGAAGGGGGAGGUGACAGUCUGGUCUCCGGAGGAAGAGGGAGAAAGUGAGAGGUGGGCAGGGGGAGUGCUGGAGAAAAGCCGAGUCCUGUUUCCCUUUGGGGAAGUUGAGGCUCAGAGAGAGGAAGGAAUAUGCCCCAGGUAACACAGCGAGUGUUACCACCUACCCCAUGGAGCCUUCCAGGGAGGCCACACAGGGGACACUGUGGUUCUAAGGGUCAGACCAUGGGCUCAGCAGAGCCCAGAGAGAAGGGGCCAGUGCCAGUGGGCUGGGCAUCUUGGGAGGCUUCCUGGAGAGGAUGAGGUAGGGGGGUCCACCACGUCCUGAUGAGCAGGGCCCUAGCAGUGAGGCUUGGGGGAAGGAGAACUGGCUGACCCCUGCCUGGGCCCAGCCUGAGCUCUGGGCACCACCUGGGGUGAGAAUCUCAUCUCCCAUCUGGGAGAACCUGCAGCUCUGGGCUCACUCUGCCCCACGGGGAAGGGGGUCCACGCUCACAGGCACGCACACAGACACACUCACACCCAGACACACAUGAAGGCUCACGGACCCACACUCGUAGACAUGCUGCCUGGGGGCCAGGAGAGCAGGAGGGACCCUCCAACGUUUGGCCCUUGGACGGUGCCAUUUCCAAUGGGCCGCUCUGCUGUGCCCCCGCCCCACCAGGGUCCCACAGGAGCUCAGCCCAGCCAGGUGGGGGGACCGGGCCACCGGCCAUUGCUGUUCUCCUUGUACAGACUCUCACUGUCCACCCGCCAUCCCCAGACACAUUUUAUUUAAUAACUUGUCAUUGUUAAAUUAUUUAUUAGCGUUUACCACAUCACCACCCCGCCCUGCCCUCCACUCUCACCUUCUGCCUCUUCCCACAAAAGCAGAAAAUGGAAACAACAAAAAAAGAUGAGACAUCAGUAUAUUUGUAAAUAAACCAACCUGUAC
Molecule: messenger RNA, 5418 nt
Organism: Eubalaena glacialis (North Atlantic right whale)
Lineage: Eukaryota; Metazoa; Chordata; Mammalia; Artiodactyla; Balaenidae
Gene: LMX1B
Product: LIM homeobox transcription factor 1 beta
Exons: 8
Coding region: 84-1292 (402 amino acids)
Biological process (GO): neuron differentiation; regulation of transcription by RNA polymerase II
Cellular component (GO): nucleus
Molecular function (GO): DNA-binding transcription factor activity, RNA polymerase II-specific; RNA polymerase II transcription regulatory region sequence-specific DNA binding
Source: RefSeq, a predicted model, not a curated record